UUGUCGUGACGUCACUUCCUGAGGAGCGCUUGCCUCCUACUUUUUGUUGGGACCUGGGAGAGAAAAUUAUCCCGCAGAGGCACCGAGGCGGAAUAAAACAAGGAAAAGGAAGAUUAGAAAACCAGAAGUCACAAAGUGCGGAAAUGUCCGAGGCUUCUGUUUAGCCGACUGCGAUGCAGGCGGGCGUCCUUUCACCGUGAAUUCCCGCGAGGAGGUUUUUGUGCAUACAGGUGCUCUUCCUCUCCCCCCGUCAUGUUAAGUUUCCUGCGCAGGACGCUGGGGCGACGCUCCAUCCGGAAACAUGCAGAGAAAGCCCGGCUACGAGAAGCCCAGCGGGCCACAACGCACAUCCCUGCAGCUGGGGAUGCAACGUCUAUCAUCACCUGCCGUGUGUCUCUGCUGGAUGGGACAGAUGUCAGUGUUGACUUACCGAAAAAAGCCAAAGGCGAGGAGCUGUUUGAACAGAUCAUGUACCAUCUGGACAUUGUUGAGAAAGACUACUUUGGAAUACGCUUCAUGGACUCGGCACAAGUUCCACAUUGGCUCGAUGUCACAAAAAGUAUCAAGAAACAAGUGAAAAGUGAGCUCGAAUGUCCAUUUGACACAGCGGUGGAGUUGGCUGCCUUCUCACUACAGGCCGAGUUGGGCGACUGUGAUCCAUUAGAACACAAUUUGGAUCUCGUGUCAGAGUUUCGCUUCAUGCCUGAGCAGACAGAGGAGAUGGAGCUGGCUAUAUAUAACACAUGGAAGGAGUGCAGAGGUCAGACACCAGCCCAGGCUGAGAUCAACUACCUGAAUAAAGCCAAGUGGCUCGAAAUGUACGGGGUGGACAUGCAUAUGGUGAAGGCUCGAGAUGGUAACGAGUACAGCCUGGGCCUGACACCCACUGGAGUUCUGGUGUUUGAAGGACAAACUAAGAUCGGCCUUUUCUUCUGGCCCAAGAUCACUCGCCUGGAUUUCAAGAAGAGCAAACUGACGCUUGUGGUCGUGGAGGAUGAUGAUCAGGGUAAAGAGCAGGAGCACACCUUUGUCUUCAGGAUGGACCACCCCAAGGCCUGUAAGCAUCUCUGGAAGUGCGCUGUGGAGCACCACGCUUUCUUUAGGCUGAGAGGACCUGUGGAGAAGAACUCUGCACGCUCUGGAUUCAUACGCAUGGGCUCACGCUUCAGAUACAGCGGCAAGACUGAAUACCAGACAACAAAGGCCAGCAAAGCAAGGCGCUCAGCAUCAUUUGAGAGGAGACCGAGCAGACGCUACUCGAGAAGAACCAUGCACAGCAGAGGACCGUUCAACCAACCAGAGGCUCUUUCCUCAGGCAACGGAGUCAAUUCCAGCAAAGACAGAAAGGUGACCCCCAGCAGGAGUGCAUGGGCAGCCAUGCCCGUGGUCAGCCCGGUGGCUGCUUCUGCCUGUGGACCGAUUGAGAGCGAGGCUCUGCCCAGGAGUCCUGGGGGAGAAAAAAGAAGUUUGCCAGUGGUUGCUGACCUAAUGGAGACGUGCGUCGACGAUGUCCUCAGAGCUCCUGUUGUCCCUGCGGUCACAGCUAUCGAGGAGCCCGUACAAGCCGCUGCCUAUGCCGGUGCUAGCGUCCCUGCAGAAGAUGCGCUGAGUCUCGCUGAAGCAGCAGCUCGUCUGAAGCAGCUGGAGUUGGAGAGCAGUCCGCUUCUCGCUGCGCCGAGAAAUAACAUGAACGUCAACGUGGCCAUGAACAACCAGGACGAUGUGGUGAAGCUCACAGAGAAGUGCGGGCUGAACAGUGCGGGCAGCAGUCCAUGCGUGACUCCGCUGCGCACCCCGGAGGAUCUGAAGAGUAACAUCCUGAAGGCUCAAGCCGAGGCGGCCGCGCUCAAGGGGGCUUUGGAGGAACACGCUGUGAUGCUUGGAGAUAAAAACUGUAACCUGCAGGAGGCUUCUGCCAGCAGCCGCCCUGACGUCCAGGACACCUGGGACCUGCUGAAGCCACCAUCCUCCCUGGUCUCAUCUGCAGGCGCCAGCGCUGAGAGAUUGGCUGAAGAUUUAAAAGCUUCUGUUCCCAAAAAGUCCUCCGAGUCGACCAGUGAAGCCCCGGCACCAAAGGUUAAAGCAGAGGAGGUCGACCUGCAAAGCGCCGCCCCACUUUCUGACAACCUUAUUGACUUCACUGAUCCAACUCCUGUGCUCCCACCGGUGCAGCCGACCAAACCUCUCAUCACACCGCGCUGGAUCGUCCCCACAGCCGCUCCUCCCGGCGCCUUUACUAACGGCCUGCUCGACCUUGACCCCCCGCCUAAGGUCAACCCUCUUCUCCCUUCAGAUGGGGGAGCAUCCCUCACCUCAGCCCUCCCUCACCUCACUCACACACGUAACGCCGUCUCCACCCUCUCCACCAGCACUGUGGCUCAGCCGCCAGCCUCAGAGGAUGGAGCCAAACCCAGAGGUCUCUUGACCACUGAGCUCUGAUGAAGAAACGAGCGGCCGCCAUCAUGCUCUUCAUCUUCCCGCCUGGUUUCCCGCUUCACCCGCGCACCCACCCGCACGCAGGCCGGCCGAGUCUGAAAACGCAAAAGAAGAGGCAGCUUGCAAACCGCCACGACCACAACCGUAGCUACACAGAUCAGCAAUAUGAAGUACUUUUUUUUUUAUGAUCUCAUGGCGUCGAGCUUAGUCUUUGUAAGAUGGUGUAUACAAACAUUUUAGCCUCAGCAUUAAGAAAACCUUAUUUUGUGCACCACGUUAGUAACCUGCCAUUACCGAGUCCAUCCAGUCACCCAAAGCGCUGUCGGCAGCAUCUCUGCCUGCUUUGAGACUCUGGUGGAAGCUCUCGCCCUGGUUCUGAGUUUAAGCACCGGCAGUGCAAACCGCUGGAUCUCUGAGCUUUCCUCUGGGAAGCUGCUGAACGACACUGGAUGAUGCACGCACGAGAUAUAAGCUUGAAGUGUUCGAAUAUAAGAGAUCACGCAGUGCAGCGCGUUUAAACCCGCUAACGCUACAUGAUGUAGCCACUGGAUCUGGAAACGUCACUGGAUUACCUUCAAACACUGGACCUUCAGCUGAUUUUUAUUUUUUCCCACAUUAGAUG
Pundamilia nyererei is the source of this 3058-nucleotide messenger RNA. It is a transcript of the gene epb41l5, whose product is annotated as erythrocyte membrane protein band 4.1 like 5. Bases 253 to 2439 code for a protein of 728 amino acids. Gene Ontology annotation, cellular component: cytoskeleton. The record is from RefSeq and is a predicted model, not a curated record. NCBI's taxonomy places the organism in Eukaryota, Metazoa, Chordata, Actinopteri, Cichliformes, Cichlidae. The transcript is spliced from 24 exons. Gene Ontology annotation, biological process: actomyosin structure organization.